Molecule: messenger RNA, 507 nt
Organism: Meloidogyne enterolobii
Lineage: Eukaryota; Metazoa; Nematoda; Chromadorea; Rhabditida; Meloidogynidae
Source: the annotation of a GenBank genome assembly
AUGAAACGAAAGAAAUCAUUCCUGAUAUUUUUUCUGUUUUAUUUGUUUACUUCUCUGAUACAAAAUGGAAAUUCAAAAAAUUCAAAAUCAGGUUCAGGCCGAAAAAGUUUUGGGCGAAAUAGUUCAAAAAUUAGUUCAAUCUCUGGAGAAUCAACCCCAAAUUAUGACCAUUUUGAAUAUGGAAGUGACAAAAUUGUUGCUGAAGAAUAUGUUCAGAAAUUGGUCGGGACUAACCAAUAUUUCUUGCCUGAGCCGAUUGAUGCUGAUAUUUUCUGCUACGAAGAUAUAAAUGAAGAUAAAUCAAUGAAAAAACAAAACGACGAAAAAGAAGCAGUUGGAGAAGAAAGAGCUGGAGAAGCAGAAGUUGGAGAAGAAGCAGUUGGAGAAGCUAAACUGUAGCAAAAAUGUUCGAAUAUAUUUAUUUAAAAAUUGAUAAAGUUGGGGUUCGAAAGAAACUUGAGAAAGUGCUUUUUCCUGCCGAUAAAUGUAAUAUAGGCUUCCCAUUAC